Molecule: messenger RNA, 4049 nt
Organism: Alligator mississippiensis (American alligator)
Lineage: Eukaryota; Metazoa; Chordata; Crocodylia; Alligatoridae
Gene: ITGA10
Product: integrin subunit alpha 10
Exons: 30
Coding region: 123-3608 (1161 amino acids)
Biological process (GO): integrin-mediated signaling pathway; cell adhesion mediated by integrin; cell-cell adhesion
Cellular component (GO): integrin complex; external side of plasma membrane
Molecular function (GO): integrin binding
Source: RefSeq, a predicted model, not a curated record
AGACAGACAGAGUAACCUUUGAGGCUGCCGGAGUGAGCCGCUCGCACACACGCGCGUGCCAUGCCCAGUUUGGAUUCCAGCGCUCUGGGGACACGCUCACCGGCCAGGCUCUGACUGAUGCAAUGGUUGCUGCCCGCGGCCUCCGUGUUCCCUGCGUCCUGCUGCUGAUCCCAGGGCUAUGCGUGUCCUUCAACAUCGACGUGAAGAGACCCCAGAUCUUCCACGGCCCGUCAGAGGCUCAGUUUGGCUACAAAGUCCUGCAGCACGAAGCCGGAGGGCAGAAAUGGCUGCUGGUGGGGGCACCGUGGGAGGGCACGGCCGACGACCGGAGAGGGGACGUCUACAAGUGCGCCAUGGGAUCCAGGAACCGCUCCUGCAGCCAGGUCCACUUAGGUGACACUGCCCUCCGCAACGUCUCCAAGCAGAUCAAGAACAUGCACUUUGGGAUGACACUCGUGGACAACAAAGGCGAAGGGUUUGUGGCCUGUGCCCCGCUCUGGUCCCAGGAGUGCGGCACCUCCAUGUUCAGCACGGGCAUUUGCACCAAAGUGGACAGCGACUUCCGCCCGACCAAGACCAUUGCUCCCACAGCUCAAAGGUGCUCCACCUACAUGGACAUUGUGAUUGUCCUGGAUGGUUCCAACAGCAUCUACCCUUGGUACGAGGUCCAGAAUUUCCUCAGUAACAUCCUCAGCAAAUUCUUCAUUGACCCGGAGCAAAUCCAGGUUGGGGUGCUUCAGUAUGGGGAGAAAGCGGUCCACGAAUGGAGCCUGCAUGACUACCAGACGGCGGAGGAGGUGGUGGAGGCCGCAAAGAACAUCAGCCGGCAGGAGGGCAGGGAGACGCGUACGGCGUUCGCUAUACACACGGCCUGCACGGAGGCCUUCAGCCUGGAGCAUGGCGGGCGGGAAGGAGCCACCAAGCUGAUGAUCGUGGUGACUGAUGGUGAGUCCCACGACGGGGACGAGCUGCCGGGGGCCCUGGCUGAGUGCGAGAAGCGCAACAUCACGCGCUACGCCAUUGCGGUCCUCGGGCACUACAUUCGUCGGCAACAGGACCCCGAAUCCUUCAUCCGUGAGAUCAAGUACAUCGCCAGCGACCCCGACGAGAAGUAUUUCUUCAACGUGACGGACGAGGCAGCCCUCAACGACAUCGUGGAUGCCCUGGGGGACAGGAUCUUCAGCCUGGAAGGCACUCAUGGCUAUAACGAGAGCUCCUUCGAACUGGAGAUGUCCCAGAUUGGCUUCUCCACACACCUCCUGGAGGACGGGAUCCUGUUUGGCACCGUGGGAGCCUAUGACUGGGAUGGGGCCGUGCUCAAGGAGAGCCGCCAUGGCCGCAUCGUGCCCCCUCGGCAGGCCUUUGCCAAGGAGUUCCCCCUGGAGCUGAAGAACCACGCCGCCUACCUCGGCUACACCGUGUCCUCGGUGCGGCUGCGAGGCGGCCGGCGGCUGUACGUGGCCGGAGCCCCCCGAUUCCAGCACAAGGGGAAGGUGAUCCUGUUCGAGAUGAGCAGCCGGGGCAGUGUGGCCAUAUCCCAGGCCCUCACUGGGGAGCAGAUCGGCUCGUACUUCGGCAGUGAGGUGUGUCCCGUGGACGUGAAUGGGGACGGGGUCACUGAUGUCCUGCUGGUGGCCGCCCCCAUGUUCCUGGGGGAGCAGAGCAAAGAGACUGGCCGGGUUUAUGUCUACAAAGUGGGGCCGCUGCUCCUGAUGCCCAACGGGACACUGGAGGCCGAGCGGAAGCCGCAGGACUCGCGCUUCGGCUACGCCCUGGCCGCGCUGCCGGACCUCAACCACGACGGCUUCAAUGAUGUGGCGGUGGGAGCGCCGCUGGAGGAUGGGCACCGGGGGGCUGUGUACCUCUACUACGGUGCCCGUGGCACUGUCCUCCCAACCUACAAGCAGCGCAUUGAAGCCUCCUCCUUCCGCCCCGGCCUGAGCUACUUCGGGCGCAGCCUGGAUGGGCAGCUGGACCUCGAUGGGGACGCCCUGGUGGACCUGGCCGUCGGGGCCCAGGGCGCUGCCGUGGUGCUGAGGUCCCGGCGGAUCGUGCAGGUGGCCAUGGCACUGGCUGUGACGCCGCCGUCCAUCAGCGUGCUCCACAAGAGCUGCCAGCGCAGCGGCAAGGAGGCCGCCUGCCUCAGCGCCGAGCUCUGCUUCCAGGCCGCGUCGCGGGCACCCAAGAGAGGAGAGAGGCACUUUGGGCUCCGGUACAAUGUGACGCUGGACGAGCGGAGGCCGGGCGCCCGUGCCGCCUUCGAUGACGCCUCCCAGAAGCGCACGGUGCAGAGGCGGCUCCGGGCGGCCGUGGGGCGCAGGGUCUGCCAGAGUCACCCCUUCCACGUCUUCGACACAACCGACUACCUGCGCCCCGUCAGCCUCACGGUCAAGUUCGAGCUGCUGGAUGCCGAGGGGGCGCCUGUGCUGGAUGAGAGCUCGCCCACCACCCUCCGCAAGCUGGUGCCUUUCUUCAAAGACUGCGGGGAGGACAACGAGUGCGUCACAGACCUGAUGCUCCAAGCCAGCAUGGACAUCGCCGGCUCCAGGCAGGAGCCGUACAUCGUGCGCAGGGGCCGGCGCAAGGUGCUGGUGGACGCAACGCUGGAGAACAAGCAGGAGAACGCCUACAACGCCAGCCUGGCCCUCGCCUUCUCCACCAACCUCCACUUCUCCAGCCUGGCGCUCAAGGGGGAUGCCCCCCCCAAGGUGGAGUGCACGGCCCCCGCGCCCCACGCCCGCGUCUGCGCCGUCAGCUACCCUGUCUUCCGCGCCCUGGCCAAGGUCGCCUUCAUCCUCGAGUUCGAGUUCAGCUGCUCCUCCCUGCUCAACCGGGCCCAGGUGAAGCUUGUGGCUGGCAGUGACAGCCUGGAAGCGAACGAGACCCUGCGGGACAACACGGCCGAGCUCUUUGCCUACGUCCGCUACGAGCCCGACCUCUUCCUGUCCAGCGAGGCCGCCCUGACGCGCUACGAGGUGCACCUGGGGAGCCCCUUCCCCAACGGCAUCGGGCCUGAGUUCCAGACCACCGUGAAGGUGCAGAACCUGGGCUGCUACCCCGUCAGCGGCCUGGCCCUCCGCAUGGCCCUGCCAGCUGCAGGAUACCAGAGCCGCCCCUUCCUCUCCAUCACGCACAUCCUAGCCAACAACGUGACGUGCAGCCUGCAGAACGUGACAGCGGCCACAGCCCCACUGCACCCUGCCAAUCUUGCCCACGAAGACAGGCUGAACUGCAGCAACACGUGGUGCCAGGCCGUGACGUGCGAGCUGGCGCCGCUGGAGAAGGGCGCCGAGGUCUCCGUGCAGCUGCUGCGUGUGAUCCACAAUGACUUCUUCCGGCGGGCCAAGUUCAAGGCUGUGAAAAUCGUCAGCAUGUUUGCCCUGGUGGCCGAGGAGCGCAGCGUCCUUGUACUGGAUGAAUCAGUGCAUCGAUGGGAGACGGUCCUGGAGAUCAUCCAGCCCAAGCGCAUCCCUGUCUCCUUGUGGAUCCUCAUCGGCAGCAUCGUGGGGGGGCUCCUGCUCCUGGCGCUGAUCAUCUUCUGCCUGUGGAAGCUCGGCUUCUUCGCUCACAAGAAGCCCCAGGAGGAGGAGGAGAAGGAGGAGCAGUGACCACAGCUCCCGGUGACAGACUCUCCACUGCCGCCUGCCAGCCCCAGGGACAGCCAAGGGCAGAUGUGCCACUGCCUCGGCCACCCAGCUCUGCCCAAGGCCCACAGCCCCUUGGACUCCUGCUGCCCCUGGGGCUGGACCUGUCCCUGCUGGGGCUCACCCCUUCCACCCGGGACCUAGGGGUGCCAGGACGGGGCUCUUCCCCCCAGCAGUGCCCCCAAGCUACAUCCAGCUGGGCGAGAGCCUCGAAUGUGGUGCCAAUCAGUGGGAAGCCAGCUCAGGGCACACACCGGGACUCUAGAGAAGCCUCUCGCCCACCCACCCAGGCCCCCGCUGCAGCACAGACAUGAGGAAGCCAGUCAGCCCUCGCUCACGGCCCUGUGCACAGGGUGGAGAUGGACCAGGCCUGGCCGAGGAUCCGCAAUAAAAGCCUGCAGCGUG